AUGACGUCCAACUACACUGCACGAGUCUCCCAUGACUGCGCUCCCUUCAGCGUUGUGACAGUAAAUGUUGCCAUCGUGUGCCUUUACUUACUUCUGAUCCCCUUUGCAUUGCUGCUCAAUGGGGUAGCUGCAUGGGUGUCCUUUCACCUCCCGUCUUCGUCUACCUUCAUUGUGUAUCUGAAGAACCUGGUGGCUGCUGACCUCCUCAUGAUACUGAUGCUUCCGACGAAGGCAGCUAGCGAGCUACCGGGAGCAACAGUGUGGUUGCGGGCGUUCGACUGUCGCUACUCUUCCGUCAUCUUCUACAACUGUUUGUACACGGGUAUCACCUUGAUGGGUCUCAUCAGCCUCGACCGCUUCUUCAAAAUUGUUCGCCCAUUUGGGAAGCUGUUGGGACAAAGUGUUACCUUCAGUCGUGUUACAUCCAGCUUGGUUUGGUUGCUGUUAUUUACCGGCACAGUUAUCCCAACAAUCAUUCUGACAGACCAGAGUCCUCUAAAUAUGACAGCAGAUUUCUGCAUGUCCAUGAAAAGUCCAGCUGGUGUGACCCUUCACAAGUAUGUAGUCCUCUCCAUGGAUGCCCUAUUCUGGCUCGUCAGCAUACUGAUUGUGUUCUGCUAUGCAUGCAUCACCCUGAAAGUCCUGCAGUCCUUCAGAAACUCAGGGAGCAACAACAGCCAAGGGAAGAAGAAGACCAAGCUACGAGUCUUCUCGAUUCUUCUGGUGUUCUUUGUGUGUUUUGUGCCUCUGCACAUUAUCCGUAUUCCCAGCACAUUGCUUGAAGUGAUGGGCAUUGGUGGCUGCACGCAAACAUGGUUGACAACAGGCCAAACAUUAUGCCUGUGGCUGUCGACCACUAAUGCUUGUCUGGACCCGGUCCUCUACGUAUACCUGUGCAGGGAAUACAGAGACAAACUGGUGGACAUGCUGAAGGCUAGAGGCAUCAGUGUCCGGUUAUAUUCAGGAGAAAGAGAGGAGACUUCGCAGUAGAAGUAAGCCAUUUAUUAGUGGGAACAAAAAACUUUUGAAGUGUGACACAUUUAAAGCUCCUGCAGGUUCAAUUUGAUCUUUGGCGCCACCUGUGGACAAAGCCAUAGCCUAACUUUUUACCUUACUGAUACUGUGCUGGGUAUGUUUAAGAAGUGUUUUCUGAUUAAAAAUAUUUGCCUACUGUCUUUUAAAUGUACAUAGCACUAACUUAUCUUUACGUUCUCUGCAGUGUGCUGGCAAUAUCAUGUACUGACACUUACCCAGCAGUAGAAGUUACAGACAAUAAACACAACUAAAUACAAUUUAAUAUGGAUUUUAUUCAUGCGCUACUUUCAGGAAGUAAGGGACCUUAGCAGUCUUACACUGACUUACUGGUAUGAGCUUUAAAUUUGAUGCUAUACUGCCCUCUAGUGACCUAAGUAAGACUGUCCAUAUACUAUACAGUGAAAAAAAAACAGGCAGAAACAUGAUUGAUUUACUACAUCAGAUAGAUAUGACAGUUUAUUGACAGGGUACAAAAGUUUAAAAAUGUAAUAUACACGUUUGUCAUUGCUUGCAAUCAAAUGAGUUAUAACGUUUGAACACACGAAGCUCUAUGUUAAACUCAGUGGUCAGGUCUCAGUGUGUGUCUCUAUGCAGUGACAUGUACAUGUACUUAUAGAUAUAUAUAUUUAUUGGAUAUGGGAUUUUUGUUAAUAAA
Labrus mixtus (cuckoo wrasse) is the source of this 1690-nucleotide messenger RNA. RefSeq names its product P2Y purinoceptor 13-like. Gene Ontology annotation, molecular function: G protein-coupled purinergic nucleotide receptor activity. The record is from RefSeq and is a predicted model, not a curated record. Gene Ontology annotation, cellular component: membrane. The transcript has a single exon. Lineage: Eukaryota; Metazoa; Chordata; Actinopteri; Labriformes; Labridae. Bases 1 to 990 code for a protein of 329 amino acids. Gene Ontology annotation, biological process: G protein-coupled receptor signaling pathway.